Penicillium maclennaniae is the source of this 1047-nucleotide messenger RNA. RefSeq names its product protein N-lysine methyltransferase family protein. Bases 1 to 1047 code for a protein of 348 amino acids. Lineage: Eukaryota; Fungi; Ascomycota; Eurotiomycetes; Eurotiales; Aspergillaceae. The transcript has 2 exons. The record is from RefSeq and is a predicted model, not a curated record.
AUGGUCUAUUAUGUUCGGUUUUUGAAAACUCCUCGGCUUCAACCGCAGAAGAAAGCGGUCUUCAUAUCCGCUCUCAUCUGCAUCACCACCGAUCUUGGUGACGACUUCCUCGCCGAAGAUGUGGACCUGAUCGCAACAUGGGCGCAGUUUCCCUCAUAUACAGCUUUGUACAAAGAGUCUUUGAAAUGGGAGGCUGGUACACGCCAGCUUCCGGUCCUAUUGGGGCCAUUCUCAUCCAAUGAUGUGGCCCAGAAGACAUCGAUUUUGAACAUUCAAUUACAAGCUAGUCAAAAAGAUACACUGGGAGUCAGCUCCACGCCAUUGGUGAUUUCUGGAUGCAGCGCACCGUUUGGACCACAGUCAGAGCCAGCAGAAAAAUUGAUACUGCGAGAUCUUUAUGUUGCAGAUCUCAAGCAGCCGCUGAAGAUCUGGGAGGAGACCGGCAAUAGCAUUGCGCGACACAUCUGGGAUGCAGCACUUGCAUCAAUCAUAAUUCUCAAUCAAACGGUCCAAGGUACAUCCAAGGACAUGCCCGCCCUCAGUCAGCUUCUGCAGACCCCACGUGGUUCGCCGCUCCAAGCCGUUGAAUUAGGGGCUGGAUGUGGCAUCGUCGGCAUUGCGCUGGCAACCAUGCUUGACCACUGUGACGUACUCCUCACCGACCUCCCCGAGGUCGAGGAGAUCGUGACACUCAAUAUUAAGGAAGCCCGGCCGCAACCAUCAUCGCUCGUUCACUAUCAGACUCUCGACUGGGACGAGCCACCGCCCAAUCUCUGCAGUCGGCCUAUUGAUCUAAUCCUGGUCUCAGACUGCACCUACAACGCGGAUAGCCUGCCAACGCUGGUCUCAGUGCUGGACCGAUUGGUUCGGACUUCCCCGGAGGCCCUGGUUCUGGUGGCUCUGAAGCGACGACAUGAAAGCGAGGCGGUAUUUUUCGACUUAAUGCGGGCCGCGGCAUUUGCACCCCUGCACACCAAAGUCCAAUUGCCUACUCAGCACGGCGAAGUCGAUCAGAUUGAGUUAUAUUGUUACCGUCGCUCGGGGUGA